AUGGCGCCUAUCACUCUCUACUUUCUUCAAGCCUCACGCUCCAUCCGGAUCGCUUGGCUCCUCGAGGAACUUAAGAUUCCUUACGAGACCAAGUUCUAUUGGCGAGAAAACAAUAAGGCACCACCCACGUUCAAAACCGAGUCUGGUAGUCCGCUUGGUAAAGCUCCUGUCAUCCGUGAUGGAGACAAUAUUGUCUAUGAGUCCGGCGCUAUCGUCGAAUAUCUUGCUUCGAAGUACGAUCCGGACCACCGCAUCAUCCCCGCGAACGAUGAUCCCAAGUAUCCGGAUGUAUUGCAGUGGAUACAUGCUGCGGAAGGGCAGAUUCUGCUACAUGCCCUGAGCAUCACCUACGCAACGUGGAUGAGUCCUCCAGCUGUCAAGGAGUCUGGCGGAUUUGACAAGCUGCUGGAGAAUCUUUCUAUCAACGUAGUACGGGACUUCGACUGGCUGGAAGGAGAGCUGGGAAAGAACUCUGGUGACUUCCUAGUCGGUAAUACAGUCACUGGCGCAGACAUUAUGACUGCAUUCAGCGCGAGAUUUGUCCUCACUAGAGAGCUGGGAACGAAGGGGAAGACAUGGUCAAAUGUGAACAAAUGGCUAAAGAAGUGUGAAAGUACGAAAACAUAUCAAGACGCGGUCAAGAAGACGGGCCACUCGUUAGAUAAUGGUGGUAAUAAGCCGCAGUAG
This is a messenger RNA of Pseudovirgaria hyperparasitica, 687 nucleotides long. Its product is annotated as thioredoxin-like protein. The record is from RefSeq and is a predicted model, not a curated record. The transcript has a single exon. Bases 1 to 687 code for a protein of 228 amino acids. NCBI's taxonomy places the organism in Eukaryota, Fungi, Ascomycota, Dothideomycetes, Acrospermales, Acrospermaceae.